AUUCAAUUCGGCCAGUGAUUUUAUUUUAUUUUCUGUUAAAUUGAUUCUUAAAAUGAAGUGCAUUCCGUUCAUUUACAUUGCUUUGAUUGUCGGUUGUGUUUAUUCGACAGACUCCAACAAUUCAUUUGAGGAUGAUGAAUUUUCAUUGAUUAUCGCUGAAAUCCAGAACAAAAUAAAGGUGAUAACUGAUGCCUCUAAUUUCAACACUGAACAAAUAAAUGCAAACUCACAAGCAUUGAAAAACAUCCAAACUCAACUUGAUGAAGUCAUGGCUAUAAAUGCAGCAACAAUGAAUCAAAUUGAUGCGAAUAAUGCAAUAUUAAAUGGACUUAUACCUGCACAAUCUGAACCUGUUACAACGAAUGAUGUACCUAGUGUUGAUACCACAUCCAGUCAGCCAAGUUUUGAGGAAAUAAAUUGAUCCGAACCGAAAUAAAUUAAAGAAAUUUUGUUUUCAAAAUUAAGUAUUGUCAAUGAGUCAAUUUAAUUGAGGAAGG
This is a messenger RNA of Chironomus riparius, 497 nucleotides long. Lineage: Eukaryota; Metazoa; Arthropoda; Insecta; Diptera; Chironomidae. The record is from the annotation of a GenBank genome assembly.